CCUUUGCUCGCUCUGGAAACUUGCCCAGCCCUAGCCCUAGCCCUGGCCCCAACGCGGAUCACCACAAAGUCGGCAUCGUGCCUUGAGUGAGCCUUUUCCAGGUGUCAGGAUGAAGAGAUUAACUUGGGGUGACACUCUGGCUGCCAACUGGCCCCAGAUAAGAUAAGGGUGGAGAUCAGCGCAAUAAAUAGGCCCCAACCUCACUCUUGGCCCAGGCCACCGUUGGCUGAGGUCAUACCUAACCUCACAAGCAGCAUGGCUCUGCACCUGUGGAUGGUCACCCUGACCUUGGCUGCCUUCCUUGCCAUGGACAGGGGGGUGCAGGUGGGAGCACAGAGGAUAAUUUCCCCGAAAAUGCCCAUCUGUGAGCACAUGGCAGAGUCUCCAAAGUGUCCCCAGACACCUAAACCGAUCUGCGGCACGGAUGGGGUGACAUAUAGAAAUGAAUGCCAUCUCUGCGUGACCCGGAUAAAAACCCAACAGGACAUCCAGAUCAAGAAGGAUGGCAAGUGCUGAGCCCAGAGGUGCACUCAAGCCGUGCAACCUCGAGCUGGAGAACGCGAUGCUCCAGAGGCUAUGGUGGGAAAUAAAAGAUGCAGCCCAAGCCGGUGAAGUGGACCAGUCUCUGGGAACUCUGGGGAGGAGGUGGCAGCUAAGGACAGACUCAGCCUUGCUAGCCCUCCCAACUAAAUCUGUUAUCUGCUACCCUGGUCCUCAACCUUGUCACAGGUCCCAAUAGAGCCCUCAGUUACCUUCCGUCUGCUAGAGGUCAGACUCUGACCCCAGGACACUGCCCAGUGCCCCACCUACCUCAGGCCAAGAACUUAAAGAGAUAAGCAUCCUGAACUGCCGAGUGUGGAUCAGUGGCACCUGAAUCCAUGCACGGAUUUCUUCUGGGCUGACUGGCGCUUGGAGGCAGACUGACAGACAGACAGACAGACAGACACACACACACAACACACACACACACACACACAAGCUUGACAAGGCAUGGCAGGCAUACAGGCAGUAUUUACUGUACAAUUGAACUGCUUCUUAUAUCAAACUAUUUUGUUUUUUGGAUUGAAACUGUCUUAAAUGUGGAACCCAGGCUGGCUUUAAACUCUCAGGCCUCCUGCCCCAGCCUCCUGAGCGCUACAAACUAGGUGUUUAUUAGUAAACAUUCAAAACUGAGCAAUGUUCCAUGCUCUGUUCCUGCACAGCUCACCCAGAGAGCCCUGGAUCUCAGGUCCAGGCUCAUGUCAGCUCCUAGCAUAGCAGAGUGACUGGAAGACCCUCCCUGCCCAAGUUAAUAUCUACUUUGACUGGCUGAAAUUAGACAUGAUCAUAUAGGCACAUACAUCCCAGAAAUCCCAGAUACUCCAGCCCAGUGGGUCUCAAUGGUGCGACCCUUUAGUACAGUUCCUCAUGUUCUGAUGACUCCCCCAACCAUAAAAUUAUUUUCAUUGCCGUGUCACAA
Molecule: messenger RNA, 1459 nt
Organism: Peromyscus leucopus (white-footed mouse)
Lineage: Eukaryota; Metazoa; Chordata; Mammalia; Rodentia; Cricetidae
Gene: Spink4
Product: serine peptidase inhibitor Kazal type 4
Exons: 4
Coding region: 256-516 (86 amino acids)
Molecular function (GO): serine-type endopeptidase inhibitor activity; protein binding
Source: RefSeq, a predicted model, not a curated record